Drosophila sulfurigaster albostrigata is the source of this 3540-nucleotide messenger RNA. Its product is annotated as pyridoxal phosphate phosphatase PHOSPHO2. The coding region runs from base 280 to 1245 and encodes 321 amino acids. The transcript has a single exon. NCBI's taxonomy places the organism in Eukaryota, Metazoa, Arthropoda, Insecta, Diptera, Drosophilidae. The record is from RefSeq and is a predicted model, not a curated record. Gene Ontology annotation, molecular function: phosphatase activity.
GCCAGACUGUCAGACGGUCAGCGACUGUCAGUUAGUUGAGUUGAGCAGCCUAACGGAUGGCAACGCUGCCGUCGCGCAUAAAGUUGCUGCAAAAGCGCAAGCCUACGCCUGGAAAACGCAUACAGAGAAAAGCCAAAUAUUAAUUGCAACUGCAAUAUAGCAGCAGGCGACUGCCAAGCAGUUGGGAAUUUGUUUUUAUUUUCAAAGUGUUGUGCUUUGCAGCAGUGCCAAAGUCAGCAACAGGCCAACAACCAAAAAAAAAACAACAAAAAUUUAAAGAUGUCCUCCAGCGACGCCAACGCAAUUGCAGCGAACCUUCCCGCCCCCUCCCCUUCUGCCAACGCCUGCGGCACCGCCAACGCCACCCACUCUACUGGUGGUGGCCUUGGGAAGCAGCAGCGUCGUCGUUUGGCCGCUUUUGAUUUCGAUCACACAAUUGUGUCGCAAAACACGGACACUGUGGUCAGAGAUUUGCUGCCCAACGAACUGAUUAGUUCGACGCUGCUCAACGAGUUGAUGGAGAACGAUUGCUGGACCGAAUACAUGUCCGAGGUGUUUCGUCUGCUGCACGUGCAACAAGUGGCCGAAUCGCGUAUACGCGACACCAUACGCUGCAUACCCGAAGUGCCCGGCUUUGUGCGUCUCAUCAAGCAUUUGAAGAAGCGUCUCAAUUUUGAUUUGAUCAUCAUUAGCGAUUCGAAUAGCGUUUUCAUUGAGGAAUGGCUACGGGCGCACAAUCUAUGCGAUUGCUUCGACGGCAUCUUCACCAAUCCCGCCCAUUUCGAUGACAACGGACAGCUGCAGGUCCGUCCGCAUCAUCAGCAAACCGAUUGCAAACUCAGCGCCAGCAAUUUGUGCAAAGGACGUGUGCUGGAGCAUUUUGUCAUUGAACGCGAUUUGCGUUUCAAUAUCCGCUACGAUCACGUCUUCUAUGUGGGCGAUGGCAACAAUGAUAUUUGUCCCGUGCUGCGGCAGCGUGCCUGCGAUUUUGCCUGUGCCCGACAAGGAUUCGCCAUGGAACGGCAUUUGAUUAAGAAUCGCAAUAAAUUGAAAUUGCGUGCGAAUCUCUUGAUAUGGCGCAGCGGCUUUGAGCUCCUCGAUCAGCUGUGCGCCUUGCCACAGUUGCAAGGACCGUUGCAGUCGCAGGCGGAGCUGGCACGUCGUGCCUCGGCCAUAGACGGAGCAGCUGCGCCACAGCAACAACAACAGCAGCAGCAGCAGCAACAACAGCCGCAGCAGCAGUAAAGUAAUUUUGUCGAUUUACACACACACGAAAGUUAGUUAUACGAAAUGAGAAAAAAGUAUGUAUAUAGUAUGUGCAUAAUACGCAAAAUGUGAUCCUUUUACCUCCCCUCCAUCCAACCCCUCUCGUCACGCUGCUGUCCGUUUGAAGGCGUGGCCGUGUUUCUCGGUGGGGCGGCAAAAGAAUCACAUUAUAAUAAUAAUAAUUACGCUAAUAAUACGCAAGUGAAAUUGAAAACCUUGAUGUGAUCAAUGUUUGUACUAUAAAAGUAAAAAGAAAAAGAAAACUGCAUAUAUUGUAUUCAACCUAGAUAUAUACGAGUAAUUUACGCAUACAUUCAUACAUAGAUUAUCCUGCACACACACACUGUAAAGCUGAAUAAUUCCAAUUGUAAUGGGAGGGGGAAUUCCCCUUGCUCCCCAAUUUUUGUGGUGCGUCGUCAAUUUUUUUGUGGUCGCAGCUGUUGCUAUGUAGAAUCUUUAUUAAAUGUGUACUUGUGAUGUUGUCAUUAAUUAUAUAUAUAUUAUAUAUCUGUAUUGUUUGUAUAUGUGUAUAUAUACAUGUGUAUUAUGUGUGUCCAUAAUAAAUAUGUGUUUUGAACGUUGCAAUUGAAAAUCACAGCCAUCGCAUUUGAUUUUUGAACGAAUUUAAGCUAAGGCCAUUUGUCAGUCGGUUGACAGGCAACAGAUCUAGUGCAAAUUGCACGCUUUUCAGAUGCAUAAACAAACAAGUUUCAAGAGUACACAAAAGUCCAAUUAACAAAUUUUUUUGUUUAAAUGCGCAGCAAGUAACGUUCGCCACGCUGGCGCCAUCUACAGUGCCAGCCAGUCAAUUGUGCUGCAUGCGCCAUCUAUAGGCGCACUUGCAACUGGCGCCAUCUAUGAGUAGUUGUGCCCAACGACAGCAAGAGCAAGGUCAUUUCUUGUUAUUGCUUCUUUUCUUUUCACAAUCGACAAAUUUGUUUUUUAUUUGAUUUAAAUGUAUACAUGUUGUAAUCAGUUAAUAUACAUUAAUAUAUUUAUAUUGUAAUUAGGUGUAAUUACAGCUAAGGACUUGUAAAUGGUAUUUGGAAAGAGCAACAGUAUUGUUUCGAUAGUAUUUUAGUGUUUUGUUUGUUUGUUUUGUAUGAUUUUGUUAUAUAUGCAAAGCUCUAUUCGAAUUAACAAAGUUCUUAGAACCUAAGAUCAUAAUAUAAUUUAUUAACUAUCGCAGCAGCAGUGCGGACGCAGGGCAGGGCUUGAGGUGGAGGACACUUAAUAAUUAACCAAACAAUGCUUAACUGCUAGUAUGUGUUUUUGUUUUGUUUAGAUAGAGUCUGGGCAGUAAUAAGUAGUGUAUUUGGGGUUGAGAUAUACUCUCAACUCUCUUUCUCUCUCUCUCACUUUAUCUCUCUCUCUUGUUUGGGAUGUUGUUGAUGAUAUACAUAUGUACAGUCUAGGAGCCCAGUGGGGACAUGCCAAUUUGACGGGGAUCUGCGCCUGGCGGCUGUGCGGCGCCCAAUUCUAGAUUCUUGAUGAGCAUCUGCAGCCAUUGCUUAGUGGAUUUGUCAUCUUGCAGGCACUGUGUGAAUGUGCCAUCGCGCAGCUGAUCAGGCAAACAUUGGCCAAGUGCUUUGCGGGCACUGCAUACAAUAGAAAGGGACAGCAUGAUAUGCCAGUUUGUGCGAAAGAGAUGCAACUACUCACCGUGUGUUGUCGGAGAGUCGAAGAUAGCAACGUACAACAUGUUUCAAGAGGCGCGCACAAGGAUCUUUAGCCAGUUGUAUAACCAUUUUACCCUAAAGCAAAAGUAAGCGAAAUGAAGUGAGAACAAUUACAAAGCGGACUCAACUUACCAGCGUAAUGGCCACAUGAGAGAAACGCUCAUAGGUUUGACAAAUGUACGACAAUCCCGAUUCGUCCAACAAGAUCUUUUGAAUGAUGAACGUGGCGACGGUUUUGCUCAGCUCCGAACCGCUGUCCAUAAUGGUCAAACACAGUGGCACAAUUUCGGUGGUCAGCAGAAACGUAAUCACCUCCUGCUCAUCCGUUUUCACCAGCGCACCAAUCACACCCAAGCUGGUCAAGCGCAGAUAUUCAAAGGGCCGCGUCUUCGAAAUGGUCGAUAGAAAUGGAUACAAAUACAAUGGGAUUUGCGCCUGCAAGAACGCUGUUCGCGUCUCCGGAUGCGAGGCGACGCACUGCAGCAACGCCAACGCAUUGCACACUCGAUUCGAUUGGUGCGCCGUCAGUGUCGGUGGCAUUAUCGAUGGAUAGAUGUUGACAAUCUCUUGAAGCAGGGCGCAAGUGGUGCCAAAA